Molecule: messenger RNA, 876 nt
Organism: Syzygium oleosum
Lineage: Eukaryota; Viridiplantae; Streptophyta; Magnoliopsida; Myrtales; Myrtaceae
Exons: 4
Coding region: 1-876 (291 amino acids)
Source: RefSeq, a predicted model, not a curated record
AUGACAAAGGACAACGGUUGCAGCAAAUAUACUGGACUGAGCUAUUAUAUGCCCAGAAAAUAUUCUCCGAAGCGUGCCUAUCCGUGGCUAACGGACAUAACUCGUCUAGGAAUGUCAAGCAACAAGAAACAAGCAAUUGAAGCAGCCAUCAACGGGCCAAAUGUUUUGCUAAGGAGUGUUUAUCCAUUGGACAAAGCUAAUGUGUCACUUGGUACCAAUUCCUGUUGUCCGUCAAUUCCAGGGCAAGUCCAAGGCUGCCUUGUAGCAAGGCCCUCACCAUCUCUAUACACGGCUAGUGUGUCACUUGGUACUGAUGGUACGAGCGUGGGAGUAGUUGAGCCAAAUGCUCCUCUUACUUCAGAGAGCAAUCCGAAUCUGGUUGGUAACACAAAAAACCAGAAAGCAUGCAGAGGAAAGAAGUUAGCCAUGGCUAGUGAGCCUGGCCCUAACAUAUACCCGUUAUCCAAUCAGAGUCUGUUAUCGACCGGAGUAUUUGAUGGGGCUCCGGUGAAGUACACUUUGAGGAGCCGUGAUAUAAUUCUUCACGGUGUUAUAAAAGGAUCGAAGAUUCUCUGUAGCUGCAACGAAUGCAACAACUCUAAAUACAUCACUCCCUGCGACUUUGAGCGCCAUGCUGGAGGGAAGACCAGGAAACCGUAUUCUUGCAUCUACUUGAAGAACGGCAAGAGCAUCAACCAAGUCUGUCAGGAGGUGAGGACCACUCCCAAGGACAUGCUUUUUCAUCGGCUUCCGGAAAUUGCAGGUUCCGCUUUUGGUUGGCUAAGCUUUAACACUUGGAAAGGUCCUUCUGAUCUCGACUCCUCUCCAGCGGCACCUCCCCCAACUAAGAUGUCCAACUUUAAGUCUUUGCAGUAA